Molecule: messenger RNA, 3419 nt
Organism: Callorhinchus milii (elephant shark)
Lineage: Eukaryota; Metazoa; Chordata; Chondrichthyes; Chimaeriformes; Callorhinchidae
Gene: syt1a
Product: synaptotagmin Ia
Exons: 10
Coding region: 372-1646 (424 amino acids)
Biological process (GO): regulation of dopamine secretion; regulation of calcium ion-dependent exocytosis; synaptic vesicle endocytosis
Cellular component (GO): dense core granule; axon; synaptic vesicle membrane
Molecular function (GO): calcium-dependent phospholipid binding; calcium ion binding; phosphatidylserine binding
Source: RefSeq, a predicted model, not a curated record
AAUCAAACACAAGGACUUGGUGAUGCAGCGCCCUCUCACUGGAAGGUCCCCUAAGAAGCUGCAGUAUGUCGGUGUUGUGUAAAACAGUCUAGUGCCUCUCUCUCCCUGGCAUCAUCUACAAAGCCACUUGCUUUAAAUAGUAGUGAACUCGUUCCCAAUAUAAACCUCCUAAAAAGCCUAACAAUAGAAGCAAACGUUGUUUUCCUGUUGCCUCACAUUUCUAGGUGCCCCGUAUUGUAGUUUUGUUUCUGACAAAGCAAGAUAUAAAGGCAGCCUCCAAAAAAAGACAUCAUUUCAGGAAGCAGAGAAAAGAAGAGAGCGGAAGACACUGGAGCUGUAUCUGAAGUCUUACCUCAUCUGCCCAGCCCAGCAUGAAGCUGAAUGAAGGUCACAGUGAGGCACUGGCAGCACCCCCUGUUACAUCUGCACCCUCUGUCACACCAGGAAAUGCCACAGAGGCGGUUAGCCCUGGAGGAGGAAAGGAAGAUGCCGUUUCCAAAUUGAAGGACAAAUUUAUGAAUGAACUCCAUAAAAUUCCACUGCCACCAUGGGCCUUGAUAGCUAUAGCCAUUGUUGCUGUCCUUUUGAUUCUUACAUGCUGCUUCUGCAUCUGUAAGAAAUGCCUAUUUAAGAAGAAGAACAAAAAGAAGGGCAAAGAAAAGGGAGGAAAGAAUGCUAUUAACAUGAAAGAUGUAAAAGAAAUGGGAAAAUCCAUGAAAGACCAGGCUGUGAAGGAUGAUGAUGAUGAUGCAGAGACCGGCCUCACUGAAGAAGGGAAAGAGGAAGAAAAAGAAGUCGAGAAACUUGGAAAAAUACAGUUUUCUUUGGAUUAUGACUUUCAGAACAAUCAGCUUGUGGUGGGGAUUAUUCAAGCGGCUGAACUGCCUGCCCUAGAUAUUGGAGGUACAUCUGAUCCCUAUGUGAAGGUCUUUUUGCUACCUGAUAAGAAGAAGAAAUAUGAAACUAAAGUCCACCGAAAGACUCUGAAUCCUUCCUUCAAUGAAACUUUCAUUUUCAAGAUUCCAUAUGCCGAGCUGGGAGGGAAAACCCUGGUGAUGGCAGUUUACGACUUUGAUCGAUUCUCCAAACAUGAUGUCAUUGGAGAAGUAAAAGUGCCUAUGAACACUGUGGACUUUGGUCAUGUAACUGAAGAGUGGCGUGAUCUGCAGGGGGCUGAGAAAGAGGAGCAAGAGAAGCUGGGUGAUAUUUGUUUCUCUCUCCGCUAUGUGCCGACGGCUGGUAAAUUGACUGUUGUCAUUCUGGAGGCAAAGAACUUAAAGAAGAUGGACGUGGGUGGAUUGUCAGAUCCUUACGUGAAGAUUCACCUGAUGCAGAAUGGCAAGAGGCUGAAGAAAAAGAAGACAACGAUUAAGAAGAACACUCUUAACCCUUACUACAACGAGUCAUUCAGCUUUGAAGUACCAUUUGAACAGAUACAGAAAGUGCAAGUUGUUGUUACUGUCCUGGACUAUGACAAGAUUGGCAAGAACGAUGCUAUCGGCAAAGUUUUUGUGGGCUACAAUAGCACUGCGGCAGAGCUGCGACACUGGUCAGACAUGUUGGCCAACCCAAGGCGACCCAUUGCACAGUGGCACACCCUACAGCAGGAGGAGGAGGUAGAUGUUGCUCUUGGGCUCAAGAAAUAAAAUUUAAAAAAAGCCUUUCAAUGUUUCUCCAUUUAGUUCUCACAGUUAGUAUCUGUAAAUACCUCAGUAAGACUGAUCCCCCAUUGCCACCCUGAAUGUUAGACCAAGUUGUAUUUCCUCAAUUCAUUCAUUCCCCUCCCCGGCCCCCCCAUCAAUGGUAGGUCUAGUGGAACUAAAGCCCCUUGAAACAUUUCAUCACACUAAAUACUCUCCACCUGUUUCAUCCUUUUAAGCAAUAUGAUCUGUGUAGAUAGAGCAUGACUGAAAUGAUGUAUCACACAGUUGUACAUAACAGUAAGCUGAUAAAUGAUUUCUAGUCUGUGUGUUUGUAUGUUGUUAGCGUUUCUUAAUCCCGUGCAUAUCUAGAUGUUUUUAAUAAGAUGUUCUAUUUUAAACUAUGUAAAUUGACGGAGAAAUAGGAAAGUUGAUGCUAUAUAUUAUUGGGUAAAUAUAUCUUCUGCAUUCCAGUGAUUUCCUUCUUGUAAGCCUCUAGACCAAGAUGGAAAUUCAUCUUAGGUAAAGAUAAGCAAGAGGGACAAAAAUGUACUGAAAUAGAUAGUCUAGCUUUGUACACUUUGGCGGACCUCUUGCACUUACUAGGUGCUUACUUCAGGAGGAGUUUUUAAAUGUUUCAUGUGAUAAUGUAGUCAAUGGCACUAUUAUAAAGCUAUCAGUCAUUCCAUUAGAGUCUAAAGGACUGCUCUGUGUAUCACUGUGACUGCUGUGUGUGCUUAGAAUUGUACAUUCUUCAGUGGAUAGCAGCAAAUUUAUUCAAUCGUAAUUCUGAUUUAGGCAUAGAUUUGCCACAAUAAUCAUUCCUUUCUACUGCCACGUUGAAUGCCUGCAUAGCACAGACAGUUCUCUUAAACUUUGGACCAAUAUAGAACUGUAAGGCUAUGUACGAGAGGUGUAUUUUAUUAAAAGAAAUAGCAGGAACAGAAUAAUCAUAUAGCAUCUUUUUUGAGCACUGUGCAAUCUAGACGCAAAGGUCAUGAAAAUAGAGUUCCUGAGAUGGUGUACUCUGUCUUAAAAUGAAGCAACAAAAAGCUUUAGGUAUUCAGCCGUUAGCAUAUACUACCAUACUCUUAGCUCAGGAUUUUAAUACAAAGGUUACACAACGAGCACAUUGCAUUAGGAACUGCCACUUAAAUGCUAACCAAUGUUAAUGUGCAGAUUUAAUCUACAAGAGCAAGAUAAUAGAUAUAUAUACACUGCCAAAAAAUUACUACAAUCCUUUCGUAAAAUCACUAUUUAGUGUUUUCUCUGUGUUUUAAAAAGUACAGCCAUAGCCAGAAGGUGCCCCUUUCCUUUCUAUUCACUGAGCAACGACUGGUACACUUCAAUAAACAAAAAGCCACAAUAAAUCUAAUCUUUAUGAAAAUGAAGCGUAAAGUAUUAGAGCCAGAUGCUGUAGAAUGAUACUAGUUGCCUUUGUGUAUGAUUAUGUAUAUUACCUGCCUGCUUAAGUAUUUUACAUGUGAACUUUCUCUGUAUCUUGUAGAAAUAUUGAGAUGUUUUUUUCUGCCACUUUGCUCGUGACCAACGAGCUGACCAGUAGAGCUCUGUAAACCUUAAUUUUUGAUGAGGUGUUUAUAUUUUGUUUCACUUUGUGUAGUGAAUUACACUGUGGAGUUUCUGAUGUUAUAUAACUGAAUAUUAUACUAGUGUUCAAUAAAAGUUUUAUUUCCUGUUGACGUUUAAAUGAUUGUAUAAUUCUGUGUGUUCUUUACUGAUUGUUUAUAUAAAAAUAUUAAAGUUGAUUACAGAUUUAAA